GCGGCGGCGGCGGCGGCGGUGCUUGGAGAGACAUCCCAGAAGAGACCGAGAGAGAAUCAGCCCAGGGUAACUGCGGCGGCGGCCCCACCUCUCCUGGCCGGCCUCAGAAAGACCAGCGUGCUUCCCCAGGACUUCAGAGAGCACGUUCCGGGCCGGUCCUCUCUCCGCAGUGAGCCAAGAGUGCUGGGGGGAGGUGCUUGCGCAUGCCAGGUGCACAGCCGACUCGCUUGCCAGCCCCUGUGCAGGUGUGCCGCCGCGGUCCCGGGAGUGCCCGAAAGGCUGCGACCCCGUCACCCUCCCCGCCUUCGCGUUAAGUACGGUUCGGACUCAGAUACUCGUUUUCUAGAUCGCUCAGACGCCGCAGCCCUGACCCGUUGUGGCCUAUCGUACCCGGCUAACUUUGAACAGGGAAAACUGAGUAGCCGGGCUGGAGGGGGGGGGCUCGGGGCCGAGCGGAGCUCCCACGCUUCCCCGGAGCCCCCGGGGUCCGCGCGAGCCAAGCCUGCCACAACCACAGCAUUGGAGCCGGCGCGGGUAUCUACCCCGCGCCGCCGGGCCGCCCUGGGUGGGACGUUUGUUGCGGCCUCCAGGCCCCCCGGGCGCGCGCAACAGGCGGCCCGACUCAUCGGGAAGCUGGAGCGCCGGCGGCGCCGUCCUCGGAGGGGUGUGGAGAGGCGAGGCCGGGCAGAGCCCCGUGCAGCCAUGGAGUCACUCCUGCUGCCGGUGCUGCUGCUUUUGGCUAUCUUAUGGACGCAGGCUGCUGCCCUCAUUAACCUUAAGUACUCUGUAGAAGAGGAGCAGCGUGCCGGGACAGUGAUCGCCAACGUGGCCAAAGACGCGCGGGAUGCUGGUUUUGCUAUGGACCCACGACAAGCCUCCGCUUUCCGUGUGGUAUCUAACUCAGCACCGCACUUGGUGGACAUCAACCCCAGCUCCGGCCUGCUGGUCACCAAACAGAAGAUCGACCGCGACCUACUGUGCCGCCAGAGCCCCAAGUGUAUCAUCUCGCUGGAAGUCAUGUCCAGCUCAAUGGAAAUCUGCGUGAUUAAGGUGGAGAUCAAGGACCUGAACGACAAUGCUCCCAGCUUCCCUGCGGGACAGAUAGAGCUGGAGAUCUCAGAGGCAGCCAGCCCUGGCACACGCAUUCCUCUGGACAGUGCCUACGACCCGGACUCUGGCAGUUUCGGGGUGCAGACUUACGAGCUCACGCCUAAUGAGCUCUUCGGCCUGGAGAUAAAGACGCGAGGUGACGGCUCACGCUUUGCUGAACUCGUGGUGGAAAAGAGCCUGGAUCGAGAGACUCAAUCGCACUACAACUUUCGCAUCACCGCACUCGACGGGGGCGAUCCGCCGCACAUGGGCACGGUUGGCCUCAGCAUUAAGGUGACUGACUCCAAUGACAACAAUCCGGUAUUCGGCCAGUCCAAUUAUGCUGUCAGCGUGCCAGAGAAUUCACCUCCUAACACUCCGGUCAUCCGCCUCAAUGCCAGCGACCCAGAUGAGGGCACCAAUGGCCAGGUGGUCUAUUCAUUUUAUGGCUAUGUUAACGACCGCACCCGUGAGCUCUUUCAGAUUGAUCCUCAUAGCGGCCUUGUUACGGUUAUUGGUGCCCUGGACUAUGAAGAGGGCCACGUGUAUGAACUAGACGUGCAAGCCAAGGACUUGGGACCUAAUUCCAUUCCUGCACACUGCAAGGUCACGGUCAGCGUUCUGGAUACCAAUGAUAACCCGCCGGUUAUCAACUUGUUAUCUGUCAACAGUGAGCUGGUGGAGGUGAGCGAGAGCGCCCCCCCGGGUUACGUGAUCGCCCUCGUGCGGGUUUCUGAUCGCGACACCGGCCUCAAUGGGCGCGUUCAGUGCCGCUUGCUGGGCAAUGUGCCGUUUCGGCUGCAGGAGUAUGAGAGCUUCUCCACUAUCCUGGUGGACGGACGACUGGACCGGGAGCAGCACGAACAGUACAACCUUACAAUCCAGGCGCGCGAUGGCGGCGUGCCCAUGCUGCAGAGUGCCAAGUCUUUCACUGUGCGCAUAACCGAUGAGAACGACAACCAUCCGCACUUUUCCAAGCCCUAUUACCAAGUAAUUGUGCAGGAGAACAAUACUCCGGGCGCGUAUCUGCUGUCCGUGUCAGCUCGGGACCCUGACCUGGGUCUCAAUGGCAGUGUUUCCUACCAGAUUGUGCCAUCGCAGGUGCGGGACAUGCCUGUCUUCACCUAUGUCUCCAUCAACCCCAACUCAGGGGACAUUUACGCACUGCGAUCUUUCAACCACGAACAGACCAAGGCAUUCGAAUUCAAGGUGCUGGCCAAGGAUGGCGGCCUGCCCUCACUGCAAAGCAAUGCAACGGUUCGAGUCAUCAUCCUCGAUGUCAAUGACAAUACUCCGGUCAUCACGGCCCCACCUCUAAUUAAUGGCACCGCUGAAGUCUACAUUCCUCGAAAUUCAGGCAUAGGCUACCUGGUGACUGUUGUCAAAGCUGACGACUACGAUGAGGGUGAAAAUGGCCGGGUCACUUACGACAUGACUGAUGGCGACAGAGGCUUCUUUGAAAUAGAUAAUGUCAAUGGGGAAGUCAGAACCACUCGCACUUUCAAUGAGAACUCCAAGGCUUCCUAUGAGCUUAUUGUGGUAGCCCAUGACCAUGGCAAGACAUCUCUUUCAGCCUCUGCACUCGUUGUAGUCUACUUGUCCCCUGCUCUGGAUGCUCAGGAGUCUAUGGGCUCCGUCAACUUGUCCCUGAUUUUCAUUAUAGCCCUGGGCUCCAUUGCGGGGAUCCUCUUUGUCACGAUGAUCUUCGUAGCAAUCAAGUGCAAGAGAGAUAACAAAGAGAUCAGGACCUACAACUGCAGAAUCGCCGAAUACUCCUAUGGCCACCAAAAGAAAUCAAGCAAGAAGAAAAAAAUCAGUAAGAAUGACAUACGCCUGGUACCCAGGGAUGUGGAGGAAACAGACAAGAUGAACGUUGUCAGUUGUUCCUCUCUGACCUCAUCCCUCAACUAUUUCGACUACCACCAGCAGACGCUGCCCUUGGGCUGCCGCCGCUCUGAGAGCACUUUCCUGAAUGUGGAGAACCAGAAUACCCGUAAUACCACCAGCGCCAGCCACAUCUAUCAUCAUUCUUUCAACAGUCAGGGCCCCCAGCAGCCAGACUUGAUUAUCAAUGGCGUCCCUCUGCCUGAGAAUGAAAACUACUCCUUUGAUUCCAACUAUGUGAACAGCCGAGCUCAUUUAAUCAAAAGCAGCUCCACCUUUAAGGAUUUAGAGGGCAACAGUCUGAAGGACAGUGGACAUGAGGAAAGUGACCAGACUGACAGUGAACAUGAUGUCCAGAGAAGCCUGUAUUGCGAUACUGCUGUCAAUGAUGUGCUGAAUGCUAGUGUCACUUCUAUGGGAUCCCAGAUGCCUGACCAUGAUCAGAAUGAUGGAUUUCACUGUCGGGAAGAGUGCCGGAUUCUUGGUCACUCUGAUCGGUGCUGGAUGCCUCGAAACUCCGUGACCACCCGAUCCAAGUCCCCUGAGCACGUGAGGAAUGUCAUCGCACUGUCCAUUGAAGCUGCUGCUGCAGAUGCUGAAGCAUAUGAUGACUGCGGCCCUGCCAAGAGGACCUUUGCAACCUUUGGGAAAGAUGUCAGUGAUCAUGUGCCUGAGGAAAGGCCCACCCUGAAAGGCAAGAAGACUGUUGAUGUCACCAUUUGCAGCCCUAAGGUCAGUGGUGUGAUCCGGGAGGCAGGCAAUGGCUGUGAGGAUAUUAGCCCUGUCACAUCCCCUCUGCACCUCAAGAGCUCUAUGCCUACCAAGCCUUCAAUAUCUUUCACCGUUGCUCUGGCACCCAUGGGUCGAGAUGUUGAGCAGUAUGCCAACAAUGGCGCUUCUCGUCCCUCUGAAGCUGAGCCCCGUGGAGCCGACAGUGAGAAAGUUGUGUGUGAAGUCAUUCCCAUUAUGAAGGAGGGUCGUGACAAAGAGUCUCCUGGCGUAAAGCAUCUGAAGGACAUUGUACUCUAAAGGGGAAGAGAGAGAAACCAUGCUGGCCAGUGAAAAAGCAGGAGUUAAUCUUUGUAAUUGUUUACCAAUGGUUGGUUCUUGAGUGGUAUAUUUCAGAGCUUUCCCUAAAUGUAUUGUUUAUAAACGUCUAUCAUUUUGUGACAAUCCGUCUCCUUUAAAUAAGCAGCAGGGGUGAUCAGUUGGAGCAAAUUAGCUUGCACUUGAGUUGUUCUUGGGGCCUUGGUGUUGGGGAAACAGAGAGAAAUUCAGUUGUGAAAAGUAUUAUGUAUAAGUGU
Messenger RNA from Sorex fumeus (smoky shrew), 4277 nucleotides. It is a transcript of the gene PCDH19, whose product is annotated as protocadherin 19. The record is from RefSeq and is a predicted model, not a curated record. NCBI's taxonomy places the organism in Eukaryota, Metazoa, Chordata, Mammalia, Eulipotyphla, Soricidae. Gene Ontology annotation, cellular component: plasma membrane. Gene Ontology annotation, biological process: homophilic cell-cell adhesion. Gene Ontology annotation, molecular function: calcium ion binding. Bases 703 to 4002 code for a protein of 1099 amino acids. The transcript has 6 exons.